Messenger RNA from Gadus chalcogrammus (walleye pollock), 2484 nucleotides. RefSeq names its product suppressor of cytokine signaling 1a (gene socs1a). Bases 422 to 1129 code for a protein of 235 amino acids. Gene Ontology annotation, cellular component: phosphatidylinositol 3-kinase complex. The transcript is spliced from 3 exons. Gene Ontology annotation, molecular function: 1-phosphatidylinositol-3-kinase regulator activity. Gene Ontology annotation, biological process: phosphatidylinositol phosphate biosynthetic process; intracellular signal transduction. The record is from RefSeq and is a predicted model, not a curated record. Lineage: Eukaryota; Metazoa; Chordata; Actinopteri; Gadiformes; Gadidae.
CACACAAACUGACACCACCCACCGUCCCCGGCUUAAGUUUCAGUUUCUCAGAAAUGGGCGUGAUUAACAGAUGACGCUUCGGUACAGAUGACGUACAGAGGCUUCAAGAGCCUCGGUGCGCACUAGGCUGUCCACAAAGACACAGAGAGCAGACCCAGAGUCACCACUACAAGGCACACAUCCCGCCUUGAACACGACCUGUAGUACCCCCCCCCCCCCCUCCGCCCCGCUAUAACGAAGGAUUACCUAGAGCUGAGUGUGGACAUGUGUUGACGACCACUGCGAACACAACAGCUACCGACAGGAGAUCGCUGAGUACAGUGUAUUCUCCGUUCUCAAGUGGGAUCCGAGUGAUUUUUUAACGGAUGUCAUUGUGGUGGUCAGCGAUGGGAGAGGGUUCUGAACGCCUCUCCACCGUAGGAUGGUAGCUUACAGCACAGUGGAAGGCCAUGGCAGCACCUGCACAUCCUCCUCCUCCGCAUCCUCCUCUUCCUCCUCCUCCUCUUCCUCCUCCCGCGCUCUACCCCGUCCCGCGGGCCGCCCCCACCACCGCCCCCAAGCGGAGCCCGUCCGGCCCUGCAGGGGCGAUGGGGCUCCCCAGAACCCGGGACCCCCGCCCGGGGCGGCCAAGCCACUCUCGGCCCUCGCCACCCACUUCCCGCCCUUCUCGUCCCAGAGGGACUUCUGCAUCAUCACGGACACGGCCUCCCAGCUGGAGCGCAGCGGCUUCUACUGGGGGCCCCUGGGCGUGGAGGAGGCGCACGGCAUGCUCCGGGACGCCCCGCUCGGUGCCUACCUGGUGCGGGACAGCCGGCAGAAGGACGUGUUCUUCACGCUGUCGUACCGCGCCGCGGCGGGCGCGGUCAGCGUGCGCAUCGUGUACCGCCGCCAGCGCUUCGGCCUGGCGGGCAGCGAGCGCAGCUUCGCGGGGCUCUUCGAGCUGCUGCAGCACUACGCGGCCUCGCCCAAGCGGAGCCUGGGCGCCCCCUACAGGAAGCGCAUGGCCACGCUGCAGGAGCUGUGCCGGAGGCGCGUCGCCGAGGCGUGCGGCGGCCGCAGCGGGGUCCUGCAGCUGCCUGUGUCCGGGAUCCUCAGGGACUUCCUGCAGGAGUUCCCUUACAGCCUGUGAGGGGCGAGAUGGAGGAGGGGGAGGAGGUGGAAGAGGAGAGGGAGGAGGUGGAGGAGAGGGAGGAGGAGGAGGAGGAGGGGGAAGAGGAGAGGGAGGAGGUGGAGGAGAGGGAGGAGGAGGAGGUAGCAAGGUGGACUGCUCCGGAUCCCAACAGGACCCAGACUCAGUGUCUCUGGGGAGCCGGAGACUUUGGCCGGGCUGUCAGAUGGCUCAGGGGACCGGUGUGAGGAUGCGCGGGUUCGCCGUGCCGUGGACUUGCGUGCCUUCCCGGGGGAGACCCGGGAGCUGACGGGACGCGCCGGCAGCACGCUUGGAUGACGCUGCGUUCGGAGACCACUACAGCCCCCCCCCCCCCCCCCCCACCAUGGGGUCCAGUGUCGGGGCCCUUCGGGGCCAUCGUGACCCUGGAGGCGGCCCUUUUGGACUUUGAUGGCCCUCAGAGGGGCCACAUGGAGUUGGGCCUGCAUGAGCCUAAGUGACGGGGAAGUGACAAAUGUUUUUUUUGUUUCUAUGUUUGCGACUUACUUGAACACUCAACAGAAUUUUUUACCUACAGUAUUAGCACCUCAAACAGCCCUGGCAGCUUCCACCACCACUUUCAAGCGGUUUCAAAGAAACAGAAUUAGUUGGAAACUAUUACGAAUAAAUCAGCUUGUUGAUUGUACUAUGUUAGUUUGGUGCAACGAAGGAGGGUUUAGCAAGUGUUUUUUUACGCACAUAGCACCACAAAGUGGGACGUGUUUUGAUUUGUAAUUACUCUGAAACUAAAACAUGAUAUUUAUGGGUUUUUUCAUACCAAAUAUUAACACUGUUAUUUCAUGGUUCAGUUAAAGUUGUCAGUAAUGCUGUGUGUAGCUUUGUUCCGUCCGUUGUUUUAUUUAUUCAUGUGAAUUUCUAACUAACCAAGUUUGGAAGAGAUACCAUUAUUUAGAUAUUUUUGUAUCAAUAAUAUAUUUCAAAUGAAAAUAAAAAAUAAAUAUUUUCAAAAGAACCAUCUUGAUUGUGUUUUAACGUUUUUUGUCGCUCAGUUUAUGUAUAACUUUUUUACACAGCUCUUUUCAAUCCCAUUGAAUGCUCCGUUCACUUGUAUGGGCCCUUCCUAACUUCCGGCAGUGAAUUAUAUUUGAUAAUUCACAGAUUCUAAUUAUAAUUGACCGCUUUACUAUAUUUACAUAGCAUUACUAUGAUUUAUUAAACAAAAAUAACCACAAACAUGCCUUCUGGUAGCGCAAACAUCCACACCUAUAAAUGUUUUGUUGAAUUAAGAUAAGAUAGACUUCAUAUCCCGAAGGAAAUUUAUCUUGGAUACUCUCAUCUAUAUGCAUACGGUUUAUAAUGCAUACAACAAUGAGCAU